GGGGGGGGCGGAGAGCGACGCGACCCCCGGCCGCCACCGUGUCGUAUGUUCAGGUCCAAACGCUCAGGGCUGGUGCGGCGACUUUGGAGGAGCCGCGUCAUUCCGGACAGGGACUGCGGAGAUGGGAGCGUCAGGAGCGGCCACGAUUUCGGAACCACCACCGGUAGUUUUAAAAUCCCGGAGAAAAACCCUUCGUCGGCGGAGAUCCGCGCGGUAGCGCGCAGCUUGCUACGGGAGGCGGAGGAGCGGCGCGGCGGGGCUGCGGGAGAGGAAGCGGCGGCUCCGCGCCGCGGGGACCCCAUGGCGGAGCGACGCGGGGGACGGCUCCGCAACUCGCCCCGACGGGAGGACAUCGAAGGGGUUAGCCCGCGGCGGGCGCAGGAGAGCGACGGUCGGACGGUGACCUGCUGCCUCUUCAUGGAGCGGGAACCCGGCGGCCCGCAGCACCCCCACGACUCCGCCGCCGCCGUUGGACCCCCCAGCCCCGACGGCGCGACCGACGGCGGCUCCCCGGAGCGGCGGGGCCGGGAGGGGCGGUCGCGGCUGCUGCUGCUGGAGCAGGAGCUGAAGGCCGUCACCUACUCGCUGCUGAAGCGGCUGAAGGAGCGCUCGCUGGACAGCCUGCUGGAGGCGGUGGAGUCCCGCGGGGGGAUGCCCAGCGGCUGCGUGCUGGUGGCCCGCACCGAGGUGCGUUUGGGGGGCCAGGCUGCUCCCCCCCACCUGCUCUUGGGCAAACUUUUCCGCUGGCCCGACCUGCAGCACCCCGCCGAGCUGAAACCUCUCUGCGAGUGCCAGAGCUUCGGCGUCGCCGACGGACCCACCGUCUGCUGCAACCCCUACCACUUCAGCCGCCUCUGUGGGCCAGAGUCUCCACCACCUCCCUACUCUCGGCUGUCUCCUAAUGAUGAGCAAAAGCCACUGGAUCUAUCAGAUUCCACGUUGUCUUACACUGAAACAGAGGCUACAAACUCGCCCAACGUCACGCCCGGAGACUUCUCAGAUGCCAGCACGUCGCCCGACGCGGUGAAGCGGAACCAUUGGUGCAACGUGGCCUACUGGGAGCACCGGACGCGCGUCGGCCGCCUCUACACGGUGUACGAACAGUCUGUCAGUAUCUUCUAUGACCUACCUCAAGGAAACGGCUUCUGCCUGGGACAGCUCAACCUGGAGAACAGGAGCGAGACUGUGAGAAGGACCCGGAGUAAAAUCGGAUACGGGAUUUUACUCAGCAAAGAACCGGACGGGGUGUGGGCUUACAACCGCAGCGACCACCCCAUCUUUGUCAACUCCCCAACACUGGACAUCCCCAACUGUAGGACUCUGAUUGUGCGCAAGGUGAUGCCUGGUUAUUCCAUCAAGGUUUUUGACUAUGAGAAGUCCUUCCUCCUGCAGCACGCGGCCGACUGGGAUUGCGCCGACGGCCCCUACGACCCCAACAGCGUCAGGAUCAGCUUCGCCAAGGGCUGGGGGCCCUGCUACUCCAGACAGUUCAUCACCUCCUGUCCUUGUUGGUUGGAGAUUUUACUCAGUAACAAUCGAUAACAGUCAGCCUCUGGCAAAAGGA
Molecule: messenger RNA, 1564 nt
Organism: Calypte anna (Anna's hummingbird)
Lineage: Eukaryota; Metazoa; Chordata; Aves; Apodiformes; Trochilidae
Gene: SMAD6
Product: SMAD family member 6
Exons: 4
Coding region: 46-1542 (498 amino acids)
Biological process (GO): transforming growth factor beta receptor signaling pathway; anatomical structure morphogenesis; regulation of transcription by RNA polymerase II
Cellular component (GO): heteromeric SMAD protein complex
Molecular function (GO): transcription regulator inhibitor activity; I-SMAD binding
Source: RefSeq, a predicted model, not a curated record